UAAAAAAGAAACCACUGACGCCAAGUCCCUUGCAUGGCGUAAUUUGUUUUUCUCCGUCUGUCUUUUCUCUAUCGCUUCUGGACUUUUCACUAAUAUCUACCCAUUAAUCACCAUCAUCACUUGCAAACCACCAUGAACAACCACCACCACCACCACGAUCACCCAUCGGUAUCCCUUCCACCAUCAUCACCCACUGUCAUUUCUUCCAUCACCACCACCAACCAUAAAAAACGGAAACAAAAAGAGUGAACAAAACUCCAAAAUCAUGAGUAUACAGUCAUGAGUGAACCGAAGUUCCCUCACUAAUAAGAUCCGUCAGCCUCUCAGGAGCUCCAAGACGACGACGUAGGAGAGUAUUAAGAAAGGAGGAAACAGUUGACAGUUAGAUUUUGUGUUUCAUCGCUUAGCAAAAGCGUAACGAAGUAUCCUUUCUUUUCCUGCUGAAAACCAGAGUCCCAUCCUACAAUCCUUUCACUCAGAGAGACCCUUUAGGCCUUUUUAGUGUACGCAGGAAGCAAACUUACUUUGUUUGUGGGCAAUUUCAUUCUCCAAGUUCAUUUAAUCAAAAAGUUGCUGUGUUUUGUCUUCGCCUUUGCUGGUGGAGCCCAUUGGAUUGUUUCAAAAACAUUAAAGGGUUCAUUUAUUGGAAGAGCGGUGAAAGAAAGAUCUCUGUUGGUGAAAUUUGUUGAAUGGCAUUUACUACUUCACUGGCUGCUCUCUGACUGAGAUUGCAAAACAACCUUCUGAGAAGUAGUAACCGCCGACUGAAACCUGUACAAAUAAUACUUCACUGACCUCUGCCACUAUCCUAGAAAAAGAGUUUCAGGAAGGGAAGAAGCAAUGGUGCCACAGAAACAGGCUGAAGAGGCUAUUGUCCCUGGGGACAUAAGUGUGAAUGACGGAACUCAGGGAGGAGAGGAAGAAAGAGUGGAUCAUGAGCCUAGGCAUAGCUUCAAAAGCUUACUUUGGCAUGGAGGCUCUGUUUAUGAUGCAUGGUUCAGCUGCGCCUCAAAUCAGGUGGCACAGGUUCUUUUGACUUUGCCAUACUCUUUCUCCCAACUGGGGAUGCUGUCAGGAGUACUUCUACAGAUAUUCUAUGGUUUAUUAGGAAGCUGGACUUCUUAUCUCAUCAGUGUCCUCUAUGUUGAGUACCGGACCAGAAAGGAGAAGGAGAAUGUCAGCUUCAAAAACCAUAUUAUUCAGUGGUUCGAGGUGUUGGAUGGUUUGUUGGGUCCACAAUGGAAAGCUGUGGGAUUAGCGUUUAAUUGCACAAUGCUCCUAUGUGCUGCUGUUAUACAGCUGAUAGCCUGUGCAAGCAAUAUAUAUUACAUUAAUGACAGACUGGACAAGAGAACAUGGACAUACAUAUUUGGGGCGUGUUGUGCAACUACCGUGUUCAUCCCCUCAUUUCACAACUACAGAAUUUGGUCAUUUUUCGGUCUGGGGAUGACCACUUACACUGCAUGGUACCUAACCAUCGCGGCCUUUAUCCAUGGCCAGGUUGAUGGAGUAAAACAUUCUGGCCCAACAAAACUAGUAUUGUAUUUUACUGGUGCCACCAACAUACUUUACACUUUUGGUGGUCAUGCUGUCACUGUGGAGAUCAUGCAUGCAAUGUGGAAGCCGCAGAAAUUUAAGUAUAUAUAUCUGUUUGCGACCAUCUACGUCUUCACACUAACAAUCCCAUCAGCUGCUGCUGUUUAUUGGGCCUUUGGUGACCAGCUCCUUGACCAUGGAAAUGCCUUCUCAGUGCUUCCUCGCACACGUUUUCGUGAUGCAGCUGUUAUUCUAAUGCUAAUCCAUCAGUUCAUAACAUUUGGAUUUGCUUGCACCCCUCUGUAUUUUGUGUGGGAAAAAGUGGUCGGGAUGCAUGACACAAAAAGCAUAUGUUUAAGGGCAUUGGUCAGGUUACCGGUGGUGAUACCAAUUUGGUUCCUGGCCAUAAUAUUUCCCUUCUUUGGGCCGAUCAAUUCAGCUGUUGGAGCAUUUUUAGUCAGCUUCACCGUCUACAUAAUCCCUGCUCUUGCACAUAUGCUUACUUACCGAAAGGCCUCAGAUCGCCAGAAUGCUGCAGAAAAGCCACCAUUCUUCCUACCGAGCUGGACCGCCAUGCAUGUGGUGAACACAUUCGCGGUGGGAUGGGUUUUCGUGGUUGGAUUUGGAUUCGGAGGGUGGGCAAGCAUGAGCAACAUCAUCAAACAAGUUGAUUCCUUUGGUCUGUUCGCCAAAUGCUAUCAGUGCAAGCCGCCGCCUCCUACACACCAGCACUAAGCCGUGACACGAUUAGUGUCGUACUAACCACCUCAUAUUGUGCAUUUGUCUGCAGUACUGUGCUGUUGUUUCUCCCCAGAUUUUAUUUUGUCCAAACUUUUACAACGCAGACAUAGUGAUCAGUCGACUAGCGUUGACAGGGAAUCAAAGGUUGACAACACAUAGGAACUUCAUCAAUGAUGGUAUUACAAAAUUGAAAAAUAGAUGGAAGACAAGCAUGGUUCACUUUCCUAUA
Messenger RNA from Coffea arabica (coffee), 2506 nucleotides. Its product is annotated as auxin transporter-like protein 2. The record is from RefSeq and is a predicted model, not a curated record. NCBI's taxonomy places the organism in Eukaryota, Viridiplantae, Streptophyta, Magnoliopsida, Gentianales, Rubiaceae.